Trachymyrmex cornetzi is the source of this 528-nucleotide messenger RNA. RefSeq names its product putative nuclease HARBI1. Bases 1 to 528 code for a protein of 175 amino acids. The record is from RefSeq and is a predicted model, not a curated record. Lineage: Eukaryota; Metazoa; Arthropoda; Insecta; Hymenoptera; Formicidae. The transcript is spliced from 4 exons.
AUGAUUGUUAGUGAUUACUAUGGUAAAAUAUUAGCUGUGAAAACAAAUCAUGGUGGUCGUACACAUGACGCCAGAGUCUGGAGUUCCUCUCAGUUAUCAAGACAUAUGUUAAGAGAAUAUGAGAAUGGAAGACGAAAUGCCUGGUUAAUAGGAGAUUCUGGAUAUCCCUUGUUGCCAUUUUUAAUGACGCCUAAAUUAAAUCAGCCACCGAGAUCUCCAGGUGCAUCAUAUACAGAUAGUCAUGUUAGAGCGCGAUGUUCAAUAGAAAAAACAAUAGGAGAAUUAAAAGGCAGAUGGAGAUGCUUACGAAAAGAAAGAGCUUUGCAUUAUGCACCAGAAUUUUCAGCACGUAUAGUAAAUGCAACAUGUGUACUGCACAACAUUGCUAAGCACUAUAAUGUUCCAGCAAAUGAAAUAUAUAUAGAAGAUGAUAUAGAGAUUGAAGAGAUAGAAAUAGAGAACAAUGUUAAUAUGCGUGCAAGAGGGAAUGCUGUUCGAGAAACAUUGAUACAACAAUAUUUUACAUAA